Molecule: messenger RNA, 1561 nt
Organism: Acanthochromis polyacanthus (spiny chromis)
Lineage: Eukaryota; Metazoa; Chordata; Actinopteri; Pomacentridae
Product: histone H1-like
Exons: 1
Coding region: 43-645 (200 amino acids)
Biological process (GO): nucleosome assembly
Cellular component (GO): nucleosome
Molecular function (GO): DNA binding; structural constituent of chromatin
Source: RefSeq, a predicted model, not a curated record
UCCAGCUCGGACACUUUGAGAAAAAAACAGAGACGCAGAAACAUGGCAGAAGAAGCUCCAGCAGCUGCACCGGCUAAAGCUCCGGUCAAAGCCCCGAAGAAGAAGGCCGCCGGCCCCAAGAAGGAUGGACCCACACUCCCGAAGCUCAUCGUCGCCGCUGUGGCCGAGUCUAAGGAGCGGAAGGGGAUCUCACUGGCUGCGAUCAAGAAGGUUUUGGCGGCCAAAAAUAUCGAUUUGACCAAGGCAAACAAACGCAUCAACACCGCCAUCACCAAACUGGUGACUAAAGGGGUUCUGAGCCAGACUAAGGGCACCGGAGCCUCCGGCUCCUUCAAGCUCGCCAAGAAGGAGCCCAAAGACUCCAAACCGGUCAAGAAAGUGGCCAAGAAGAAGGCUCCCGUCAAAGCUAAGAAACCCGCCGCCGCUAAAGCUAAGAAACCCACAGCGGCCAAGAAGGCAGCAGCUAAGAAGACAGCGGUCAAGAAAUCCCCGAAGAAGGUAGCGGCCAAGAAAGCCGUUAAGAAGACACCGAAGAAAAGCCCCAAGAAGCCUGCCGCUAAGAAGCCCAAAGCUGCAGCCAAGAAGCCCGCAGCAAAGAAAAGUGCAGCCAAGAAGCCCAAAGCUAAGAAAACUGCCAAGAAGUGAAGCUGCUUCAUCUCCACUCACUCAUCACCAAAGGCUCUUUUCAGAGCCACCACAGCCUCCACUAAAGACUAAGAGAGCUGCUGCCUCACUCAUCACUACAUCCCUCUCACAAUACUACUCCCAUCAUUACAACAUUCAUGGAUCAACCUUCAUUUACAGAAAACUAGCAUAUUUUUGGAUCAUUUUAGCAAUAUUAAGGCUUUCUACUUGCUCUCUUCUCAUCCAGGUUUUGUCUUGUCAUUUUUGCACCAUCUGACUAUGAAGUCAUUCAAGCUUAAUCAUAAAAUUGCACUUCUUUCUAAUUAACUCGUGAUAUUUUGAGUUUCACAGGUUGAAAAGUGACCUUUAGAACGCUGCAGUGAAAGACCAUCCAAAUAAGUUCUGACAGUGAUCAGACCAACAAGUUACUACUCAGGGAAAAUUCUUGUACACAUAUUUCUACAUUUCUCCCUUCUGUUCAUAUAUAAAUAAGAGCUGAAGUGUAAUUCAGAAUAAAAAGAUGUAAUAUUUUAAAAUCAUUUUACUAUUACUUCUCUGUAACACAAUAUAUAUUUUACAAUUUCUAUUAUUUGAUUUUCCUGACAACUGUUUAUACAAAAAAGAAAAAUAACUUAAUUACAAUAUUUCUGUUUUGUUUCUAUUUUAAAUUGAAUAUACUUUGCAAUCUCAUUCUGCUCUGUUAAGUACUUAUGUCUUUGAUAAUAAUGUUCCCCAUUUUAAAGGACUGACCUCUAUCUGAGGAGGUGUUUCACAUGUGUGUGCUCAUUUAUUAUGACUUUGAUUUUAGUUUAUGAAAUGUGUUCUAUCAUUUUGAGAUUUAAAAAAAAGAACAAUAAAAUGUGAAACAUAUAUUUAAAGAAAAAUGUAAAUUAGAAGAAUUAAAUUAGAUAAUGUACAUGUUUUCAAUACCACCAUC